CUCACAGUCGCGAGAGAGCGCGCACUCGCUACUCUUCACACAUCCGCAUAUCCUAUACUUACAUUACCUAACGCGAAUCUUUUUUUAAUCGACAACAAUAUCUCAAAAGUUACAAUUACAAAUUGAAAAAAGAUAUAUACUUUGGGAGUACUCGCCGGAGCACAGUGUGUGUGUAUGUGUGUGUGUGAGAGAGAGCGCCGUAGCCGUAUAUAGAAGAACAAGCAUCAGGAUAUUACCGACGAAGCUGCAGUAUCGCCGCCGUUCCAUACAUACAUACAUACAUAUAUACAUAUAUAUAUAUAUAUAUUUGUGAUAUAUCGAAGAGACUUCUUUUUAAUUGAUUAAGCCGAGUCGGCGGCGGCGACGACGACAAUCUUUUUUCGAGAGUACUUAUUAUAAAGUAAAUUACUUGUGACUUUUGGUGUGUUCAUUGUACCGUGUUGCAGUUUGCUCUCUGCAGCUGUACCCAAAAAGAGAAGCAGCGGUGGGGAAAACGCAGAGAUACAACUAGUUUGAUAUUGGAUUGCAGAGAAGAGAGAGAUACAUACAUACAUACGUACGUUUUGUACCUGUAUAUGUGCGCGCUGAGUCGAACGCGAGUAUAUACGCUACCUGCUCUUGUAUAUAUAUUAUACCAACAACAAUAUUUUUUUUCUUCGACGCCCCCGGAGUGUGUCUAUUCGGUUGCUUCGUCACUCUCUUUUAAUCAAAGAUCUCUACUGGCAUGGAGCUAGGAGUGCACUGACAGCGAUAUAGUUCACAAGAUCUUGGUUUCCACGCAUUGCCUGCCAAAGAAGAACUGAGCCCAAUGUUUCCACACAAUUCUAGUUCACAUAAGAUUUCUACCGAAACAAAUGCCUUCGUACAAAAUUCCAAGGGGGAUGUAGUAGUAUUAGAGGGAAGCAGUCUGAGUGGGGUGGGGGAGGGAUACGGAUCAGAGGACGCUGGGUACUGUGAUAUCGAAUUCAUUAACAACAACAGCAGCAGCAGCAGCACGAUGACAGCACCUAACAGCCACCCCGAAGCUACCGCCGCCAAUGACUUUUCAACCGUCCCGUCAUGCCAUUCUGGUGAGCUCGGCUUGGCUCGGCGGUCAUCAUUAUCUCCGGCAGCGGCAAUCGCAGGAUCAACAUCUCCGAUGCAAGUCGCGAGUGCCAUUACGGCGAGCAGCAGCAGCAACAACAACAAUAAUGAUAAUAAUAACAAAGAAUACAAUAACGAUAAGAGCGUAGUUGCAGUAGCCGCCUCAGCCGGCCUUAGCACCGCUAUCAUCACCACCACCAACAGCAACAACAAAAAGAUCAACCUAAAUAUGAAGAAGAAGAACAACAACAACAAUAAUGCAGAACAUAAUCAUCAUUAUCAUCACAAUCAUCACAAGUGCAGAAAAGUGCGUAAAAGCAGCAGCAGCAAGACAUGGCGUCGUUGGCCCGGUGGCCUUCUUCGACUAAAUAAAAGACGACGACCGGCCAGCAGCCAAGCAGCCGCUAACUCUAAGUCUACGUCUAAGCCGUUAAGUGAUAAUAAGGAUAGCUUUAGAUCAUUAAGCCCUAGGGUACUAAGCAUAAGGAGAAGCAGCAGCAGAUUGUUCAGCGGCGGCAGUGGCAGUGGCGGUGGCGGCGACGCCAGAAUUAGUUACGGCCGCAAGGACAAAAUUACAAAAAUGAUGAAAAACAACAAGAUACGGCACCCGACUGUGGGGCCAACACCUAGCCUAGUUAGGAUACCCAAGUCUGACGGCCAGCGGGCCUUUAACCUUAAGGCUAAGAUUAGUCAUGUAAGUUACUUUAAGCCGAAUAACUCCAAGUCUGUGAUAUCGCUCGGCUCGGGCAGUAGCGGUAGUUUCAAGCGCCGCGCCAAUAACGCCACCAAUACCACCAUUAUCAACAACAACACCAUUAGCAGCAGCAGCAAGCGUCUCGCGCGCACGGCCAGUUCUUCCAUUACGCUUAUCGUUUCCAAAAGACGCGAGCCGCAAGCGCCCGGCGCUGCUCCCUCAGAAAUUUCAUCUCUGUUAUCUCAAGCCACCAACAAUGGGCGCCCUACUACUGCUAUCAACGAGCUAAAGCGACGACUAAUAAGCGCAUUAUGUGUUCCAUUAACGAUAAGCACUCCGGACGGGAGCGGCCCGUCUGCGAGAUUAAUCGAUGGUAUUAGCUGUACCGAAGCAACAAUAUGUACUGUUGGUGCUCUUUCAUUUCUGGAUAACAAUAAGUCUAACGAGCCUCUAAACAUUAGCUUUAAGAGCGACGCGAUGCUGCUACCGCCGAUGGAUAACGAGCAGCAGCAGCAGCAACGCCAGUCUAACCUAAUACUUAAGUCUCUUACUCUGUCUAAGUCUACGCCGAGCGUUAAGUCUAGCGAUAAGUCUGACACUGAUGUUGUAACGAUCACUACUACUGUAACUACUACUAUUACUUCUAAUGAAGCUGCUGAUGAUAGCGGCGCAUCAGAUGGUAACGUCAAUGUUACCAUUGGCCAGCGUGGCGACGAUAACAAUAACGAUAAUAACAUUCCUACACCGACUACCUGCGAUGAUGUUAAGCCUACGAUGACGCUUACAAGCCAAUACUACCCGAUAAUCGUCACUCAACAGACAUCCCAAACGAACGAUGUACCUGCCGCAUGCGAGCCUCGCCUCAGCAACAACAAUACUUUUACCUUCAACGAUAACGACAAAGAUCAAGUCUCCACUCUGCUGACCGGUCAAGACCAGAUUAAAAAGAUCGUAAACGACAACAAUCAACAGACAAGAGCUAGCCUCGUGGAGGACUGCAAGGACCUCAUUGCCGAAUAUCGUGUAACGCGUGAUAAGCGCUACCUAACGAAACUGAGGGAGGUCCUCGAUACUCUUCUGACCAUCAACAGCAGCAGCAAUAACAACAAUCAGAGCUGCGCCAAAGCAGUUCAACAGUACAAUGUUGAUUUCGUUCUGGACUACAAGCUCCGUUGGGGCAUACCCACUAUCGUCGGAUUGGCUGGAGGUGGUGAAAGUUCGCUCAACAAUAGUGCCACAGCCAAUUGGGCUUCUACUCAGCCAACCACACCCAACAACAACAACCAAAACCAGUCUGGCUGGGGCAACAGCGGCAGUGCUCCUGGCACCGCUGGAAAUCAGGUGGGAGGCCAAGCCGUACCACCCAACAACUGGCAGAGCGUCACCGGACCUCGGCCCAUUGGAAAUCAAAUAAACAACCAGCAGAGUCCCAAUCAGAAUCAGGGCCCACCUGGUCCACCAAACAAUCAAGGUAUAGGAUCUAAUGCCCCACCGGGUCCUCCGACGUCCCAGCCAAGCAACCAGAAUCAGCCAAAUCAAGGCAAUGGCGGUAACGCCGGAGCCGGUGGUCAGUGGAACCAAGGUGGUCCCAAGCCCGUUAACAAUGUCAACAACCCGAACAAUCCGCCAAACAACAACAAUGGCUCGAACGUUCCUUCUCAGCAGCAACCACAACAACAGCAGCAGCAGCAGUCCCCGCAACAGCAGCAACAGCCCCAGCAAGUCCAGGUACAGAACCAACAGCCGCAACCACAACCUACCACUGGCAACAACAAUCAACAAAUUGUUGGUAAUCCGGGAACUGGGAACUCUGUUUCCACGCCUUCGAGCAACACCACGGUCAAGCAGUAUGAAACGACGUUACAUAAUAUGAGAGAGGCCAUUUUUAGCACUGACGGUUGGGGAAGCCAGAACCACGUAAACCAAGACACAUCUUGGGACGUGCCAACUUCUCCUGAACCAGCCAUAACGAAAGAUGGUGUUCCCAUGUGGAAACCGCCUGUGAACAACGGGACUGAGCUGUGGGAGGCGAAUCUGAGAAACGGUGGCCAACCACCGCCACAGCAGGCCAAGGCCCCUUGGGGUCACACCCCAUCCACGAACAUUGGUGGCACUUGGGGUGAAGAUGACGAUGCAGCCGACACGUCGAACAUGUGGACCGGAGCUCCGGCUCCGAGUCAGCCGAAUGCUGGUCAGUGGCCUGGAAACUCGGGCAAUCAGACCGGUAUGUGGAACGCGAACCUCCCGCCUCCUGGUGUCCCUGGAGGCGCCGGUGGUAACAAUACAGGUUCAAGCUGGGGCGAUCCCAGAGUCGACCCCCGCGAUCCACGCGAGCUGCGUUCGGUGGACCCUCGCGAGAUGCGAGGUGGUGAUCCUCGCGAUCACCGCAUGUCUUUGGACCCGCGCGAGCAACACAUUCGUGUGAACGAUCCAAUGGCCCGCGACCCCCGUAUGUCUGGUGAGAUGCGAGGCGAUCCGCGCGGUGGAAUCAGCGGUCGACUGAAUGGUGCCAGUGCCGACGCAAUGUGGAACCUACCUCCAGCAGGUGAUAAUUUUUUAUCAGGACCACCACACCAUCAAAUGCCUGGCCAUCACAACACCAAUGGACCACCACCCAAGAUGAUUGCUCCAACGAGUAUGAAUCAGUGGUCGGCACCACCCAAAGAUAUGAUACCCAGCAAAUCUUCCGGCUGGGAAGAGCCGUCGCCUCCCGCGCAGCGAAGGAACGUGCCAAACUACGACGACGGGACCAACAUUUGGCAGCAGGGCAAUCAGCGCACGAUGCCUUCCAAAGUCUCACACUGGAAAGAGGCACCUUCUCAAAAUCUUGGACGUGGAGAAUCUCAUUUCUUGCGCACAGGCAUGCAGUGCCCGCCAGGAAUGCUGCAGAACCAAAUGCCCCCUGGCCAACCGGGUAUGAAGCCCGACCCCCUAGACGGUGGUGGCUCAGGCUCAGGAUCAAGUGGACCCAUGUGGGGUGGUCAUCCUGGUAGCGUUGGACCUAUUGGAGGUGGUCAUAACGGAUCAUGGACUGAUGGUCCUCCCGACUCUGGAUGGGCCGACUCAAAGCUUCACAAUCGUCGCCGCCAAGUUAUAGGUGGAAUAUCUGAUCCUCGUACCGGAAAACCAUUAUGGGAUGAGCAUCAAAAACCACAUUCUAUGGGUCCAAGUGGCGGCAACUGGAUUGAUUCUGACAUGGAUCCUACCAGCAGUUGGGGACAUUCAGCUAAGCUUAAUCUUAGCAAGGAGCACAUCUACAAUAGCCGCGAGUUCCGUAAUCUUUGUGAUAUGGGCUUCAAGAAGGAGGAUGUUGAGAUGGCCUUGCGCAACCGUGAGAUGAACCGUGAAGAGGCCCAAGAAUUGCUGAGCCAGUUGCGUCCAGUCGAUCAGUGGCGUCGCCAUGACGGUGGACACUCAAGUUACGACCCUGGCAAUCAAGCAGCGGGCAGUCAAUCAUUCCCUCGCUUUAACCAUGUUUCCCAGCAGAUGUCCUUCCCACAGGGGGUUGGCGUGCCGAGCGGCGCUGUAGCUGCUGCCGCCGGAGGCUCGGUGGCCAGUGCCAGUCUGCUGAAGCUUCAGCAACAGCAACAACAACAGCAACAACAGCAGCAACAGGCCGCGGCCGCUGUUCAGCUACAACAGCAACAGCAACCGAGCAGCAAUGCGCCCCAGCCACCCUUCAACCAGGCCUCACGGAACCCGACGAAUCAGCCAAGUACUCAGCAGCUGCGCAUGCUGGUCCAACAAAUCCAACUCGCUGUUCAGGAAGGCUACCUCAAUCACCAGAUCCUCAACCAGCCACUGGCUCCUCAAACACUCUUGCUCUUGAAUCAACUGUUACAACAGAUUAAAACACUCCAGCAACUUCACCAGCAGCAUACCAUGCAGAACUCGCUCAAGGGCAAUAGCCAGAACGUACUCCAAAUCAGUGUCAACAUUACAAAAACCAAACAACAAAUCGCCAAUCUGCAGAAUCAAAUUGCCAUUCAGCAGGCCACUUACAUGAAACAGCAACAACAACAGCAGCAGCAGCAGCACCCGAGUACUCCGUCACAGUCUGAUUACUACAAGACCUCGUCGGUCCAUGACCCCAUGAGUGCGCUGUCGAACAGCUUUAGUGACCUUGCUAUGAAUAAAGAAGCUCCAGUGAGCCAGCCUCAGUCACGUCUUAACCAAUGGAAGCUUCCGUCCCUUGACAAAGACGUCGACUCAGUGGUGAACGAGUUCUCGCGCGCUCCUGGCAGUGCUAGCUCCAAGCCACCCACUACACCAGGUGGCCUUAGCCAGUCCCAUAGCAGUCCCAACAUGAACCCACUGCUCGGACCUAGCGACAAUACCUGGUCCUCCCGCCUAGGAGAUAGUGGCUGGCCUGAUGCUGGUAACAGCGAUUCUACCGACGGCAAGGACUGGCAGACGGCUCAAAGUGCUGCUGGUGCUGCUUUCACUGACCUUGUGCCCGAGUUCGAGCCCGGCAAACCCUGGAAGGGAACGCAGAUGAAAUCAAUUGAAGACGAUCCAAGUAUCACUCCCGGCUCUGUGGUGCGCUCUCCAUUGUCGCUUGCUGCCAUCAAGGACUCCGAUACCCUAUUUUCGACUGGCAACAAGUCUCCGCCACCGCAAGCCAUCAACGUUGACAGCACCAUUCCAAGUCUCAGUAACUCGACCUGGAGCUUCAAUCCACCUGCUGCCACUACUCCUAGUGUCUUUUCCAGCUCCAAGAAUACAUGGGGAGAAAGUGCUCCACCACCGACACCCGUCACUUCAGAGCUGUGGGGCGCGCCGAUGGGUAAAUCCCGCGGUCCACCGCCAGGCCUCAGUAGCAAGGGCACCAACCCGGUGUCUAACACAAGUAACGGUUGGGCUCUCGGUGGUAGAGGCUCGUCUGCCAAUACUUGGACCGGAGGUUUGGGCCAGUCGAACGCUCCAGGUGGUGGAGUUUGGUCCCCACCCUCAACCUGGCUGCUACUCCGUAAUCUAACACCUCAGAUAGAUGGCUCGACUCUUAAGACUCUGUGCAUGCAGCAUGGACCUGUCUCAGAUUUCCGGCUCUACUUGCACCACGGUGUCGCUCUCGCCAAGUACUCGUCGCGAGCUGAGGCAAUCAAGGCCCAGGGUGCAUUAAACAACUGCGUACUCGGCAACACUACAAUAUUCGCCGAAUCACCACUGGAAGGCGAGAUCGACACGCUGCUAAAGCAGCUUCUACCAAGCAGGGAUGCAGGUGCUGGUCCAGCUGGUACAGGUGCUCAGCAGCCAAACAGUGGAGCCGGCUGGGGUCUGAGACCGGCUGCAAACAAAGCCGGUCCACCUACCGAUACUUGGGGUGCCAGUACCAGUCAGUUGUGGGGUGCCCCGCCAUCCAGCAAUUCGCUCUGGGGCAGCUCGGGCCUCGACAGCAGCGACCAGCAGCGCGCCACCCCGAGUUCUCUCAACUCGUACUUACCCGGCGACCUCCUGGGAGGUGAGUCCAUGUAAAGUGAGCAUCAAGGGAGGCCUUCUUCUCGUGAGCAACGUCAAUUAAAACAUACGCACGCGAAAUCUACCUGUCGAGAAACUAAAAGAUACGCAACCAGAGAAAUACAGCUGUGUGCAGUGGAGUGACGAAGACACAGAGUAAGGAAAUUACUGCUUAUGAAAGAAAAAAAAACAAAACAGAAUAAAACAAACAAACAAAGAAUAAUAAAAGCAAGUGAGCGCUCCACGACACAAAGAGAGAGAGACUGUAGGCUACUAAAAAAACAAUACGUAUACAUAAUAUGCGAGCGAGACAGACAAGAAAUUCGUCCCCGAGUGAGCGUUACUUAAUCGAAACGAAGUAUAGUAAUUAUUUUAGCCGAGAAGAAGCAAGAGAUUCAAAAUAUAAACUUAGAGAAGUCGCGAGCAGCAGUCCAGAGGCUGUAAAUGUAACAAAAGUGUGUUUUUCAUUUCACGAGUACAAUUAAAUGAGUUUAAUACUCAUAUACAUACAUAUAUAAUAUAUACGUACAGUAGUUUUACCGUCAUGUCUGCUCCUCGCGAAUUCGAUGAUGCAAUUAUCGAUUACGCUUGCAAGAAUAUACCGACUGCCGAGGAGACUCGUAAUCUCAAAGUUACAAGGCUCGCCGGUCAAUCUUUCUUCUAAACAGUUCACGUUAUGUACAGCAAAUAUGCGCGCUUACAAAUUUCAAGUGUUCCACUAAUAAUUUUCCUCUUUCUUUUCCGUCAUUUAAACGCUGAAUGAUAGCCCACGGGCGAAUCGUGGCGUCAAACUUAGACUGCAUUAAUCUAAUCAAAACAUACAAAGGAAUAAUUGAAUAGCUGAAAAGCAGGAAGACGAAAAAGCGCUAGGAAGAAUUGAAAUAAAGACGAACUAAAGUAAACAAACUUUUUUUUAAAAAAAAAAGAAGCAAAAUAACUAUAAUAGCAUUGACGUCGCCCGAGGCCGCGUAGGGUCUCGAUAAAGUAUAUUAAAAGUUCUCUCCGUUCCCGAAGUCUGAGAUACAACACAUGUACUGUAUUAAAAAUAUACAAAAUAUUUAAAAAAACAAAAAACAAUAUCCGUCGAGAGGCUGAGAAUAAAGGGACACGUACGGCUCCGAUUCGUAGGUAGCCCGAACAAAAAAAAAAAAUAAUAGACAAACUAAACAAAAAACGCCAACGAGAGAUGAGACGCGGCCGGCGACGCAACGAUACCAAAUGUUAUCGCAAUAACGUAAAUUUUAUUCUUAUUAAUUAAAUCUAAAUGCCACCUGUCGUGCCAAUGUCCAGUGUGUCUCUGUACCAUUUAUUAAUCGUAGAGUUUUAAUGAUAUUUAAAAAAAAAAAAAAAAAAAAAAAAAAAAAAAA
This is a messenger RNA of Copidosoma floridanum, 8601 nucleotides long. RefSeq names its product trinucleotide repeat containing adaptor protein gawky (gene gw). Gene Ontology annotation, cellular component: nucleoplasm; P-body. Gene Ontology annotation, molecular function: RNA binding; protein binding. NCBI's taxonomy places the organism in Eukaryota, Metazoa, Arthropoda, Insecta, Hymenoptera, Encyrtidae. The record is from RefSeq and is a predicted model, not a curated record. Gene Ontology annotation, biological process: positive regulation of nuclear-transcribed mRNA poly(A) tail shortening; miRNA-mediated gene silencing by inhibition of translation.